AUGGCAGGAUACCAGCUCUGGUCCCCCUGGAACCCCCUAGAUGAGAGUUUGCAAUGGCUUCGCCACACAACACCUACUUUUCCUUCCAAACACCCUUUUGGGUUCUCGCCUUUUUUCCCACAGAGCCCCUGUGAUGUGGAAGUUCAACAGUGCUUUCAGGAAGUAGCUGUGGUCUCUGUGAUGCCCAGGAUGAUAGCCGCAAGGAGCUCAGAGUUACCUGGCCAACCAUCUGAGCCACAGAAAGGAACAUCAGCCAAGAAGAAACCAACGAUUAGGAGGCCCCAGCCCAUCAGACUCCUUGGAGUGGAUUCAGUUUUUGGCAGGGUUAUUACAGUCCAGCCACCCAAGUGGACUGGGACCUUCAAAAUUUCUAAAACAUCAGCCUUCACCAAAAUUAUCAGCAAAGAACAACAGUGGCCCACUGGACUCAAGGAGCCCCAGAUUGAGAUGACACUGGCCAUGUGCAAACAGAUGCUACGCUCCAUUCUUCUGCUGUAUGCAAUAUACAAAAAGUGCACCUUUGCCCUGCAACACUCCCAGUAA
Rattus rattus (black rat) is the source of this 543-nucleotide messenger RNA. Its product is annotated as FANCD2 opposite strand protein-like. The record is from RefSeq and is a predicted model, not a curated record. NCBI's taxonomy places the organism in Eukaryota, Metazoa, Chordata, Mammalia, Rodentia, Muridae. Bases 1 to 543 code for a protein of 180 amino acids. The transcript has a single exon.